Molecule: messenger RNA, 1462 nt
Organism: Apus apus (common swift)
Lineage: Eukaryota; Metazoa; Chordata; Aves; Apodiformes; Apodidae
Gene: NCS1
Product: neuronal calcium sensor 1
Exons: 8
Coding region: 175-747 (190 amino acids)
Molecular function (GO): calcium ion binding; calcium sensitive guanylate cyclase activator activity
Source: RefSeq, a predicted model, not a curated record
CCCGCCGCGGGAUGUAGCCCGGCCGGGAGCUGCCACCGAGGCACCGCGGGCCCCCGUCCCGUCCCUCCUUCCCUCCCUUUCUCCUUCCUUCCCUCCCUUUCUCCUUCCUUCCCUCCCUCCCUCCUUCCUCCUCUCCAUGCCCCCGCAGUGAGGCCGGCGCUGACACCGGCCACCAUGGGGAAAUCCAACAGCAAGUUGAAGCCUGAAGUUGUGGAGGAGCUGACCAGGAAAACGUACUUUACAGAGAAGGAGGUGCAGCAGUGGUACAAGGGCUUCAUCAAGGACUGUCCCAGCGGGCAGCUUGACGCCGCCGGCUUUCAGAAGAUCUAUAAGCAGUUCUUCCCCUUCGGUGACCCAACCAAGUUUGCCACCUUCGUUUUCAAUGUCUUCGAUGAGAACAAAGAUGGGAGGAUCGAGUUUUCAGAGUUCAUCCAGGCGCUGUCGGUCACCUCCCGCGGGACCCUGGACGAGAAGCUGAGGUGGGCGUUCAAGCUGUACGACUUGGACAACGACGGGUACAUCACGAGGAACGAGAUGCUGGACAUUGUGGAUGCAAUCUAUCAGAUGGUGGGAAACACUGUGGAGCUUCCUGAGGAGGAGAACACACCUGAGAAAAGGGUGGAUCGGAUUUUUGCCAUGAUGGACAAGAAUGCAGAUGGGAAGCUGACACUGCAGGAGUUCCAGGAGGGCUCCAAGGCUGACCCCUCCAUCGUGCAGGCUCUCUCCCUCUACGACGGGCUCGUAUAGUCCCGGGGCUGAGCGGCGAUGCCCGGGGGAGGACGCCCUCCGUGCCAUCCGACCACCGCCGCGCCAAGCUUGCCUGUCCCUCUCGGCCUUCCUUUCUGACCCCACCAGCAAAGGAAGCCCUCGAAGCGCGAGCUCACCCCCCCUCUCUGCACUCUGAACCAGCCGCUGCCAUUUGCCAACUUCUGCUUUUUCCAAAACAAACCAAAACAACCAAAACCAACCCGUGACAGACCCCGGUCUCAGCGGCAGCGACGCCCGAGACUCCAAGGCUGGGGGAACGAGUUGAGCAUCGCCAAAGGCAGACACACCCCCCCACCCACCCCAGCCUCCUUCCCCUCUUUGCUCCCCUUUCCUACCUUUUCGGAUGGGACUGCAGAUGCUCUGGCAUGGUCCUCUCCUGGGAACCAGCCGGCUGGAGACGGAGCCCAAAGGUACCAGGGGGCUGUGCACCCCGGGGUGCUGCCUGCAUGGGGUGGCCGAGGCACUGGCGGCGAUUGGGAACACAGUCCUGGUGUCACUGGCAGCCCUGCCUGGCUCACUAGGGAUAUAUAUUAUUUUAUUUUUUUUUUUUGGUGAGACAGUAUUGUGCUUUUUCUUUUUUUUCUUUUUUUUUUUUUCCCCCCUUUGGUGGAAAAAAGUGAGGCUUUUUUUUUUUUUACAUGCCUGUCUCGACGAUCGAUAUCCUUAUUUAUUCCUUGUAAAUGUUGCUGCCGUG